CCUCUUUACCACCUUGCGCAUUAUCCAUCGACUACUCUUGCGACCGAUGGGAUUACAUAUGGACGACAUCCAUGCACCGACCGUGUCCUCGGGCCCGACCACUUCAGGCCAUUCGAAUGGCGUACCCAAGGCACAGCUGUCGCUCCAGGAGCUCAUAGCAGAGAAGGACAGAGUAGAAGCCGAACUCAAAGCGCUGGGGCAGGUACUCGAUUCGCACGGCGUGAAAAUGACUACCGGCCUCACUACCCUCGAUGGAUUCCCUCGCAGUGAUAUCGAUGUUCCGCAGAUCCGGACAACGAGAGCACGCAUAAUAAGACUGCGAAAUGAUUAUAAGGAGCUUAUGGACCACAUCGAGAAGGGGCUUCACGCACACCACGCUCGCCUUCAGCAACAACAAGCCGAAAACAAUAACACCACCGCAGGCCGAAGUCUAGCGAGCGGACCUGCAUCGAGUGCUUUGGAGGCGCCAUUCGCGAAGGUCAACAGCAUCGUGGCUGGCAGUCCGGCAGAGUCUGCAGGUCUGAAAGUGGGAGACAGCAUAACAAAGUUUGGCUGGGUGGACUGGACGAAUCACGAGAAGCUCAGCAGAGUUGCGGAAGCUGUGUCGCAAAAUGAAGGACUGCCAAUUACUGUAAAAGCGCUACGACAAAGCGCGACAGGUGGGCCGUCGGAGUCGGUUGAGAUGCAGCUCACUCCAAGACGGAAUUGGGGCGGCAGAGGCUUGCUGGGCUGUCAUCUGCUUCCUUUGUAAAGUUUCCCUCAUCUUCUCUUCUAUCUAUCUAGCUGAGGCUGCUGAUGGGCCAGCGGCGGCGAUUGCUGCGUGGCAUGCAUGGAAUGGACCAUACCUUUUUCGCGUUGGCAAUAGCAUGAUAUCCCCGGCGUUAAGAGAUUGUAAAAGCACCUAUGAAUGGAAGAUGGUGUGGAAGUGCUUUCAAUAUAGUAAUGGAGUGAUAGAGUGAUCAUGUUUA
Molecule: messenger RNA, 968 nt
Organism: Aaosphaeria arxii CBS 175.79
Lineage: Eukaryota; Fungi; Ascomycota; Dothideomycetes; Pleosporales
Product: 26S proteasome non-ATPase regulatory subunit 9
Exons: 4
Coding region: 59-751 (230 amino acids)
Biological process (GO): proteasome regulatory particle assembly
Cellular component (GO): nucleus; cytoplasm
Molecular function (GO): protein binding
Source: RefSeq, a predicted model, not a curated record